GGCAGCGUGACCACUUUUAUGAUGGAGGGAAGCCGGCAGACGCGAGUGUCUCGGCCCUACAAGAUCAGCGAAUCUUCAAAGGUAUACCGUUGGGCCGAGCACUCUACCACGGUGCUGCAGCGGCUGAAUGAGCAGCGUCUCCGCGGUCUCUUCUGUGACAUCGUCCUAGUGGCCGACGAGCAGCGCGUGCCAGCCCACCGCAACCUGCUGGCCGUGUGCAGCGACUACUUCAACUCCAUGUUCACCCUGGGCAUGCGCGAGGCCUUCCAGAAGGAGGUGGAGCUGAUCGGCGCCUCCUACAUCGGCCUCAAGGCGGUGGUGGACUUCCUGUACGGCGGGGAGCUGGCCCUGGAUGGCGGCAACAUCGACUACAUCCUGGAGACAGCCCACCUGCUGCAGAUCUGGACGGUGGUAGACUUCUGCUGCGAGUACCUGGAGCAGGAGGUGAGCGAGGACAACUACCUGUACCUGCAGGAGCUGGCCUCCAUCUAUAGCCUCAAGCGGCUGGACGCCUUCAUCGACGGCUUCAUCCUGAGCCACUUUGGCACGCUGUCCUUCACGCCCGACUUCCUGCAGAACAUCUCCAUGCAGAAGCUGUGCCUGUACCUGAGCAGCAGCGAGGUGCAGCGGGAAUGCGAGCACGACCUGCUGCAGGCCGCCCUGCAGUGGCUGACGCAGCAGCCGGAGCGCGAGACCCAUGCCUACCAGGUGCUGGAGCACAUCCACUUCCCCCUCAUCCCCAAGAACGACCUGCUCCACCGCGUCAAGCCGGCUGUGUGCUCGCUGCUGCCCAGGGAGGCCAACUGCGAGGGCUUCAUCGAGGAGGCCGUGUGCUACCACAAUAGCCUGGCGGCCCAGCCGGUCAUGCAGACCAAGCGCACGGCGCUCCGCACCAACGAGGAGCGCCUGCUGUUCGUGGGGGGCGAGGUCUCCGAGCGGUGUCUGGAGCUGAGUGACGACACCUGCUACCUGGACGCCAAGAGUGAACAGUGGGUCAAGGAGACACCCCUGCCGGCCCGGCGGAGCCACCACUGUGUCGCCGUGUUGGGGGGGUUCAUCUUCAUCGCUGGUGGCAGCUUCUCGAGGGACAAUGGAGGGGACGCAGCAUCCAAUCUUCUUUAUAGGUAUGACCCCCGCUGUAAACAGUGGAUCAAGGUGGCCUCCAUGAAUCAGCGCCGUGUGGAUUUCUACCUUGCUUCCAUUGAAGACAUGCUGGUGGCCGUCGGUGGCCGGAAUGAGAACGGAGCUCUCUCUUCGGUAGAGACUUACAGUCCCAAGACUGACUCCUGGUCCUACGUGGCCGGUUUGCCAAGGUUCACGUACGGCCACGCAGGCACCAUCUACAAAGACUUCGUGUACAUCUCGGGGGGCCACGACUACCAGAUCGGCCCUUACCGCAAGAACCUGCUGUGCUACGACCACAGGACGGACGUGUGGGAAGAGCGGCGGCCCAUGAUCACGGCGCGGGGCUGGCACAGCAUGUGCAGCCUGGAGGACCGCAUCUAUUCCAUUGGGGGCAGCGACGACAGCGUGGAAUCCAUGGAGCGCUUUGACGUGCUGGGUGUCGAGGCCUACAGCCCGCAGUGCAACCAGUGGACCCGUGUGGCCCCGCUGCUGCACGCCAACAGUGAGUCGGGGGUGGCCGUGUGGGAGGGCCGCAUCUACAUCCUGGGCGGCUACAGCUGGGAGAACACGGCCUUCUCCAAGACGGUCCAGGUGUACGACCGCGAGAAGGACAAGUGGAGCAAAGGCACUGACCUGCCCAAGGCCAUCGCCGGCGUGUCCGCCUGCGUCUGUGCCCUGAAGCCGAGGCUGGAGGACAAGAAGAAGAAGGGCAAGGCCAAGAGACACCAGGACCGGGACCAGUGACCCCGCCCUCGCCUGCCGGGACCCCGUCCCCACCGCCACCUCCCGGAGUGUCUGUAGACCAGCAGCAACUUCGUAGAACCCUGGAACCAGGAUGUACCAUUUAGCGGCUUUUUUUUUUACUUUUAUGAUUCUUGGUAUUUCUAUAUCACAGUAAUCGAUUAAAUAUUCUCUGUACCUUUACUUAUUAUCUUGCUUGAAUAAUUAAACCUGGGCCCAGGUAGGAAAUAUCCCCUUAUGUCUGCGCAGGGCUUCUCCCCACAUUACAGAUGCUUGGGGGUGCCCCUAACCAUCCCCCUGAGAAUAGCUAGGGCAGGGCUUAUGCAGAAAUUUUUGGUAGUGAAACUAGAAGCCUCAGUGAGACGUUUCAGACCCCCUAAUCAAUGCCUCCCCAAACCUGGCUGUGCUUUUAAAAAUAGAUUCCUGGGCCACAUCUCAGAAUGACCAAAUCUAAAACUACCAGGCGUGGUGGGGAGAAGUGGCUGAAAACUGUAUUUUAACCAAGCUGACUGAGCAUCAGCCACGUUUGGGAAUCACUGGCAAGGUCAAGUGCAUUCGUUUUUAUAAGUGGGGACGCAGAGACCACCAAGAGUGUGAGCGAGUGACCAAGGUUCACCAGCUGGCUGGACAGUCAGGCGAGACCUGGGACUUCUCACCGGGCAGGUGUUCCCACUCGGAUUUUCUUAUCAGGUGACUUGUUUCUGAAUAAUCCCAUUUUUCCUGGUUGGUAAUCUUCCUGAAUUCUAAAAGGGUAUAGCUAAUCAGGAAAGAAAGCAAAAAACAAAAAAAAGGCAUGAAGCUCUUUAUAAACAUUAUUCUGUAAUCUGUGCUUUUUUUUUUUUUGCUUUUUUUCUGGAACCCACUGUUUCUUAUAUUACUGAUGUCCUGAGCCCCCAAAUAUUCAUUGAUUUCUCAGGAAAGGAAAAGGCAGCACCUCCUAGAAUUUGCCAUUGUUUUCUGUGACUCCAGCUCCAAGAAGCCAUCGGAAGCUUUUUUUUUUUUUUUUACCAGUGAGCACACAAUGAUCCUUAAGAAGGUUGUCUAGUGCCUCCCCCAACUCAAGCAACAGACCCCAGUCCCAGCCGUGUGCUGCCGGGCAAAUUCUUGAACAAGUUUUGAGCUGUUUCCUCAUUCAUUAAGCAACAGAGUUAGAUGAAAUAAUCGCCAGGCUCCUCCCAGGGGAUAAGCUCUUUCAGUCUAUAUAAGCUAUUAAAAUAUAUUCAGCGCCUCCUCCUGAGAUGCAUGACCGCCCUGCACUGAUCCCGGCAGUUAAGAGAACAUCAACAGUGUGGGCCCUUUAAGGAGAGUUCGAGGCUCCCAGCCAAUCGCCGUGUAUCAUAAAGUACGAUGGGAGAACCAGGAGUGUGAUCAGUUUUAAUCAUGAGCCAAGGGAGGCAUUAACCAUCUUUACCUUGACAGAGAUCUGAUUGCAGAGACGAGAAAAACGUCAAGAUGUAUCGUUAACAUUGACAUUAGAGUAAGCUUAGUUUAUUUUUGUCCCUUUACUGCACUUCCUUUCCUUUCCUUCAAGGUUUACCUUGACUGGGCCUGUUUCUGUAGUGACCAGGAGAGUUGAAAGGGACUUGGGCUUUGAAAGCAUCAGGACCCAAAUCUUUGCCCUCUUUUGGUAGUUGGGCAAGCAGCCCACGUAUUGAGCUGGUUCUUUGCAUAUGGGAGUCGCUAAAGGCUUACCAACGGUUGAGAAGUUCUGCAAGGCAUACACACCCAAAACGGCGCUCUUCUUGUUGCUUCACAACCCUUCUGUGUGUUAAAGGCUCUGAGAAGUCCUGCAUUAACUAUUAACCUUCCUCCAAUCCAGCAUCUCCAGACUUCUUUUAAUCUCAUACCUAGUUCCAGGCCCUCCAUAAAACCCAUUUUGCAGAACUUCUGCCAACUUUGGGAUAGCUUAGCCCCUUGCAAUUCCGAUAAAGGGUUCAUUACUUGAAGACCCUUUACAAGGCAUGGAACCUGUGGUCUGUUCUCCGCUCAGGUCAUGGAUGAAGAGGUGGCAUUCAAGCAGAAUCCAGGGGCAGAUGGGAAAGAGCUCCUAGAAAGCCUAUUCGAGCUUUGGGGAGCCAGAUGGCUUUGACCUUGGGGAGAGGACAGCCAUUCACUUUUAACCUAAGCCAGCUGUUGUAUUUUCAAUGACCAGAACGUGUCCCAGGAUGCGGGCUUCUGACCUCUGUUUUGACUUCUUGUGCCUUUUGUGUUACUUACAAUGUCCUGUACCUAUCGUGUUGUCUCUCCCACCACUGUAAAGCCAGUUUGCAAUUGACAUGGCUCAGCAUCUAAUAUUAUCGAGGUGCAGGGAGCGUUCCUUUAAAGGUAGACUUGAUAAUUAAGUUUCCUCUUGCGGACCAACUUUGAAGACUUGGUGGUGGCUCCACUUAUACUAGGAAAGUUGUUCAAGCUUGUUAGGGUCAACGGAAAGCAGCGUGAUGACCUCUGAGCAGUGUUUGCCUAGGCGUAGAGAACAAAGUGGUGGGACCCACAGCAGGCUUUUGCUGCACAUGUUUUAAGAUGGAAAUCACCAACUAAGAAUGGAAGAAAAGGGUUUUUAACUUAGAUGGGCAGAGUUCGGGGAUGCCCUUAGUUAAUUGGCCAUUCGAACUGCAAAAUCAUGAUGGUGUCAUUUCAAACCUAAGUGAAAAAGGCCUGGAUUCUUGCAGGCUGCCAUCUUGAGAUGAAAACAGCCAUAUUUGCCCUUACGUCAUCAAAAUUGUCAGUUCUCUGAGCUGAACUUUGAGACUACCUGGGUUCUUUUUUUGAUCUUUCAAGAUAAGCAUGGUGGGCUUUUCUCCCGGUUUUGUUUUUCUCACUUUUAAAGAACUAGAGUUUUCACUUAAUAUUAGUUGUAGGUUUUGAGUUUGAUCCUCAUCCAAGUCAGAGCCCUGACAGCUUAAGACAUAAAUGUCUAAUAAAAGAAGGAAGGAGAUAGAGAAGCUGGAGAAACCCUUUUUCUUUCUGGUGGUCUUUUCUGCUGUUGAAAAUAUACAGAGAUUGUCUCAGCAAUUUGCUUGUGGUAUGGAUGGCUCAAUCAGUAUUUUUAACAUUCUGCCAUUUUAGAUCGACUACCAGGGAGGACUUUCAAAUCUUGAUCUCAGCAGAAAAUCGCAUGUGUGUGUUAUAUUCUGAACGUUCCUCCCUUCGCCCCUAACUGAUAAGGCAACCUCAUGGUGACUUAAUAGAAACCCCAGAAACCAACCCUAAGGGGUUUUUCAGUUUUGGGUGGAAACCCAAACACCAAAGGGGGUGGAGUCCCUCCCCACUCUGUGCGUUCAGGUGAGUUCACCUGUAGUUCAAAGUACCUGGACCCAAGGCCAGGCGUGACCUUUUGGUGAUAUGAGCAAUGUGGGAAGUGAGAGGACCUCCACCCCACCCCCUUGUAGAGUUACCAGCCUUUCUCUUACCCUGAUCAUCCAAGGCUUGCUGCUCCAGCCUGAGCAGCACCUCACAGGCCUUUUAGCUCUCGGAGCUUUUGGCUAGAAUCUCAGACCACUGGUCCCAAACCUGGAGGGGCAGUUCCAGCCGUGGUCUGACACCCUCGCUGUCUCUGUAGAUUGCGAAUGUCUUCAGAGGGGAGGAGGCAGUGUCCUGGCCUCCAGGACAAACCUCUGGAGCAUAGGGGGCAGCUCCAUGGGUACUUGGAGAUCCUGCCCUAUGCAUCUGCCAACCCUGGCAGUUUUUAAAGUUUUUUGAAAUGUUUUGAUACUUUUUUGAUACCAUUUGCUAAUAACCAUUUUGUAGGUUGCCAGCCGGGGUUUUCCACCCCACCCCCACCCCCCCCAAACCUCCACCCCUUUUAGCUUGCACUAGACAGGAAAUGUCUUGUGGUCAGCGCCAGGGUCUCGCCCGCCUCGCGUGGCUUUGUCUUGGAUCUUGCUCUCUCCUCUCCGUGGCUGUGAUUGGAUACAAAUCUUGAAUUUUGUAAGGCCACACAUGGCCCAUGAGUGUGACCAACUUAGGCUCCCAACUGAGCAAGAGGGCACUGAUUUGCCAAGAGGACUCUCUUCACUCCUGUAACAUAUUCCACUCUUCUUCCGAAGCUCCUACCUCAGCAGUGUCCAGAGUUGAAAAGAUAAGUGAGGACUGAUCCACAGAUCACCUUUCUCAUACGGGUCAUUUCUCAACCCAGGGCAUAGCUGGGGUCCUGAUGCACUCCUGUCCACUCCUUCUUUUAAAGAAAUUUUAACAUGAAAUCCACAAAACCUGCAACAGUGAACCAUCCUGCACUUUAUAUAGAGUUGCCCUCAGCAUUGGAGGUUGUUAAUUUCUUUGUGUUUCUUUUUGUUUUUUUGUUCUUAAUUUGUGGCUUCUGAGGAUGUUUUGGGGUCUAAGAAAUUGUCUUUUGAUUGCCUUAGUUAAAAGAGUUGAAUGAAUGUAUAAAUUGGUGGGGGGGGGGUGGGAGGAGGGACAGGGCAGAGGGGGAAAAACCCUUCCAUGUCAAUUUUCUUUGAGAAAAGGAACUCCACCCCCUUCCAAAUUACUUGAAGCCAUCUUUCCAGGUUUCCUUGCAGUUGAAAGACGAAUAAAGUCCUUUGAAUCAAUUGAAGUUAAUCAUUACCACCAGCCUUCUGUCAAAAUUAGUAAGAUAUUUGACCAUUAAUUCAUUGGGUGUGUUCUGGCUACUAAUGUUACUGAAAUCUGUAAUCGCAUGUGUUUGUUUUUUAAUUUGUUGCUUUUGUCUUUGUAACUUGAUGACACCGGAAGCUUUUCUGUGUCUUCUUUUUAAUUAAUUUUCUGCACGUUGAUUUUUUUUUCUUUGUUUUUAAUUCCAUACAGAGUAUUCAGUUCUCAAAACACAUUAAAAUGAUUUGCCUGCUAGGGUAUGGCUUAUUUUAUAAUUACGUUCCUAGUCUUGUGUGGUUAUUGUAAUGAUCUUCAGGCUUAUUUUCUGUGCCCAAAUAAAUAAAAAAGAACCUCUUGCA
Messenger RNA from Hipposideros armiger (great roundleaf bat), 6794 nucleotides. RefSeq names its product kelch like family member 36 (gene KLHL36). The transcript is spliced from 4 exons. Lineage: Eukaryota; Metazoa; Chordata; Mammalia; Chiroptera; Hipposideridae. The record is from RefSeq and is a predicted model, not a curated record. Bases 19 to 1869 code for a protein of 616 amino acids. Gene Ontology annotation, molecular function: cullin family protein binding.